Messenger RNA from Octodon degus (degu), 902 nucleotides. It is a transcript of the gene Tmed5, whose product is annotated as transmembrane p24 trafficking protein 5. Gene Ontology annotation, biological process: Golgi organization; intracellular protein transport; endoplasmic reticulum to Golgi vesicle-mediated transport. The transcript is spliced from 4 exons. NCBI's taxonomy places the organism in Eukaryota, Metazoa, Chordata, Mammalia, Rodentia, Octodontidae. The record is from RefSeq and is a predicted model, not a curated record. The annotation marks the transcript as partial. Gene Ontology annotation, cellular component: endoplasmic reticulum; COPII-coated ER to Golgi transport vesicle; Golgi apparatus.
GCUCGCCGACCUCGCCCAGGACUACAUUUCCCAUGAUUAUGGCCCUGACGCCCAUUGGUGUAAAGGAAGCCCUGGGAACCGGCGAUAGGGACAGCGUGAGGAGGCCUAGGCUAAGAAGGGUGCGGAGAGGGACCGCUGGCCCCGCCUUAAGUCUCUGCCCGAGUGAAGACAUCACUUCCCCCCUAGAGCGUUUGCUGCUGCCGCUGCUGGUGCUUCAGGCGCCACCUGAAGUUUUUUUGCAGACUCUGGAUUCCCCUGCUACGAGGAGUCCAGAGAGGAAAAGAGGAGCCGAGGCGCCCGUGUCCCACAUCUCCCCACGCGGCUUUCAGCCAGAUUUCGCCCCCGCAGGGAUGGGUGACACGAUCUGGCUGCCCUUCCCCUUGCUCUUCCUGGUCGCUUUGCGGCUGCCCGGGACGGUCGGCUUCACGCCUUCCUUAGACAGCGACUUUACCUUUACCCUUCCGGCCGGCCAGAAGGAGUGUUUCUACCAGCCCAUGCCGCUGAAGGCCUCGCUGGAGAUCGAGUACCAAGUCUUAGAUGGAGCAGGAUUAGAUAUUGACUUCCAUCUUGCUUCUCCAGAAGGCAAAACCUUAGUUUUUGAACAAAGAAAAUCAGAUGGAGUUCACACUGUAGAAACUGAAGUUGGUGAUUAUAUGUUCUGCUUUGACAAUACAUUCAGUACCAUUUCUGAGAAAGUAAUUUUCUUUGAAUUAAUCCUGGAUAAUAUAGGAGAAGAGGCACAAGAUCAAGAAGACUGGAAGAAAUAUAUUACUGGUACAGAUGUAUUGGAGAUGAAACUUGAAGACAUCCUGGAAUCCAUCAACAGCAUCAAGUCCAGAGUAAGCAAAAGUGGUCAUAUACAAACUCUACUUAGAGCAUUUGAAGCCCGUGAUCGAAACAUA